Messenger RNA from Daktulosphaira vitifoliae (grape phylloxera), 1468 nucleotides. RefSeq names its product la protein homolog. NCBI's taxonomy places the organism in Eukaryota, Metazoa, Arthropoda, Insecta, Hemiptera, Phylloxeridae. Gene Ontology annotation, molecular function: RNA binding. The record is from RefSeq and is a predicted model, not a curated record. The transcript has 2 exons. The coding region runs from base 292 to 1356 and encodes 354 amino acids. Gene Ontology annotation, cellular component: nucleus; cytosol; ribonucleoprotein complex. Gene Ontology annotation, biological process: RNA processing; positive regulation of translation.
UUAAUCGUAAGUUGUUCAUCUAAACAUUAUUCUUUGCAAUAACCUCGUGUUAACACUGACAAGUGACAAGCACGCAUGAUAAAGCGGCUUAUGUUACAUACCGCAUAGUACAUAUUCACAUUUUUUUAAUUAUCAUAGAAUAUAUUUACUGUAGUUGUAAUUCUUUUUUGUUUUUUUAAUUAUUUUGAAAUAGUUAAAAUUUCUUUGUAACUUGUUGGUUUUUAUGUUUAAAUAAAUACAUUAUUUAAUUAAACACAAUUCAUUUAGUUAAAUAACAUACUGUUUGAUAAUAUGGAGUCAACUGAUGUCAAAAGUGUUGAAAAUGUUAAUGAUGAAGUUGAUUCAAAAAUUCUCAAACAGCUGGAGUACUAUUUCAGUGACACAAACUUACCAUAUGACAAAUUUUUACAGAACGAAAUAAAAGAAGAUGAUGGUUGGGUUAAAAUCAGUGUUUUAUUAACAUUUAAGCGAUUAGCUUCUAUUUCUAAGGAUCCAUUGGUGAUUGCUAAUGCAAUUCAGAAAGCUACAAGCAGUAUUGUAGAAGUAAAUGAAAAUAAAGACAAGAUUAGGCGUAAACCAGAGAAAGUUAUACCUAUUGCUGAUCAAGAAUAUCUAAAUGAAAUGAUUGAACGAUCUAUUUACUGUAAAGGUUUUCCUAAAACGGCGACUAUGGAUGAAUUACUCGAUUAUGCUGCAUCUUUGAAAGAUUUUAAAAUAACUAAAGUUAUCCCAAGGAAACAAAAGACAAAAGAGUUUAAAGGUACUCUUUAUUUCACUUUUGAAACUAAAGAGCAAGCUGAAGCAUUUUUAAAACUUGAAUCUGUUAAAUAUGGAGAUGUAGAGUUGGAAAGAGAGUGGGAAAAAGAUUUCCUUGACCAAAAAAAAGUUGAGUAUGAUCAAAAACUUGCUAGAAAAGACCAAAAACAAAAGGCAGAAACUGAAAAAUAUUUCAAAAAAGGAUAUUUAAUCAAAGCUGAUAAUCUUACUGAUGCUGUCUCUGUUGAUAAAAUUAAAGAAAUUUGCUCUAGUUAUGAGUGGCAAGUUGCUUUUGUAAAAAUUAAUGAAGAUAAAUUAAGUGCUUGGAUUCGAUUAAAACCAGUUACAAUUGCUGAAGAAUUAUUAAAAAACAUAGCUGAUAAGACUAAUGACCUAAAUAUUACUUUUUCAUUGCCUGAGGAUAGUGUAGAACAAUCUGUAUUAAAUGAAAUGACAAAAGAGAUGAAAGGAAUCCUCCAAAUGAAGGAUAAAAUGAAGAGGGAAAGAAAUAAGAAUAAAGGGGCAAAAAGAUUCAAUAAUAAGCGAAAGAAUGAAGAUAGCAACAGUGCUAACAAAAAACUUAAAACAAAUGGAAAUUAAAUUUAAUCAUUUGUUUGUUAAUAUUUUAUAAUUAAACCAAUAAGUAAAUAUGAUUAUUUGUACAAAACUGAUUAACUACCAUUUAAAAUUAAAACAACUUUGAAUAUAAAUA